AUGGCUUCUGUUUUAGAGCAGUAUCGCAUUGUCAACGCGGCGUGGACCGAGGGGCGCUUGGACAAUGUCCUUCAACGUCAAAAGGAGCUUGCAUUGUUGCAUGCGAACAUUAGAAAAUCAUCUUCGGACCUGAUCAGAGCCAUAUCGCAAGAUGUGCAGAUAUCAGACGCGAGCGCAGCCGACGAGCUUCAAUUGACGCUCGACUCGAUCAAAACACUCUACGACAGCCUCGACUUCCCAGAGACCUUGGCCAAAGAGAAGCUCGUCGGGAAAGGCGCCAGCUCACUCGACAAUCUGGUUCCGUUGGGUGUUGUCUUGAUUGAUCCGUCUCCCUACUCGCCUUUCGCAAGCAUACUCGCGCCUCUUGCUGCUACUGUUGCGGCCGGAGGAGCUGCGAUCGUGCUGGCAUCGUCCAAAACUCCCAACCUUAACACCGAGUUGCGCACGCUCAUGACCAAAAGCCUUGACUUCGAAGCGUUCGCCGUAACCGAAGAUGACUCGGCUAGCACUCGUCGGGAAUUGGGCGCAAAGCACUUUGGUGCUGUUGUGCUGCAAAACCUGCCUGAACGAGAUACUCUCUUCACGGCGCUAUAUAAGGCGAAUCCGCUGGUCAAAGUGCUCUCACCACCUUCCGGGACCCCUGCUGCAUUUGUCGAUCGCUCUGCUCAGGAUCUUGAGGCUGUCGCGAGCCAUCUCGUCCACGCUGGGCCCAGGGCACCGCGCCGCAACCUGCUCCGGAUACCUCGCCUGGUCUUUGUGGAUGAAAUACAUAUCGAGCAGUUGGAUAAACUGGUACGUGCAGAUGCUGGCGCGAAUACCCUACUAUCAUUUGGGCAAGACCAAGACAAGGCUCAAGCUUUUGGCGAGCUGGUUCAUUCGAAAUUCCCAUCUUCAAUGUGGAAACUGUCCACGAAACGUGAUGGCCUUCCCGCCGUCAUCACGAUGGCGGAUUCCAAGGAAGUCACCGCUGAGAAUGUAGAGAAGGCGGCAGAACUACUUGCACAUAGUACCAAUGGUCUACUGCUCGUCUCUACAAGGAGUUUGGACCAUGGAAUUGACAUUUUGAACAAGACAAACACAAACAAGCUUUCCCAAUCAGUAUACAUAUUCGCGUCACCUAAAGCGUCCUCAUACGUUGCCUUAUUCACCAACACACUUCAAGUGUUCAUCAACACCAUCCCUCGAUGGUCACUAGCCGUCAUCGCCCCCUCCACACCUUACGUCGCAGAUCGAUUGCUAUACCGCAGAGAAGACUUUUCUGUCAACAAGCCUAUUCUUCAGGAGUCUCUCAAACCGGCACAAGCACUCGCAGCUGGUGCCAAGUCCGUGUGGCCGUUUUUGUCACAGACUAUACAUCUGGCAAAGAUUAAGCAGCCAAAGGGUGGAAGACUGAGCUACUUUGAGCGCGGCUUGAUUGUUGGCCUGGCACUUUCACUGUUUGCCAUCACGGGUACUGGAUUUGGCAUUCGCCGUGUUUUGUUUCCUUAG
This is a messenger RNA of Fusarium sp. VM40, 1488 nucleotides long. NCBI's taxonomy places the organism in Eukaryota, Fungi, Ascomycota, Sordariomycetes, Hypocreales, Nectriaceae. The record is from the annotation of a GenBank genome assembly.